Hevea brasiliensis (rubber tree) is the source of this 1537-nucleotide messenger RNA. Its product is annotated as protein RGF1 INDUCIBLE TRANSCRIPTION FACTOR 1. Bases 426 to 1145 code for a protein of 239 amino acids. NCBI's taxonomy places the organism in Eukaryota, Viridiplantae, Streptophyta, Magnoliopsida, Malpighiales, Euphorbiaceae. The transcript has 5 exons. The record is from RefSeq and is a predicted model, not a curated record.
CAAAGUUGAAAAGUGAUCCUACGGGUAUUAACAAAAUAAGAGGGGGAAUCUGCAGCUAAUUGCCCGUUGAUAUGUUUUGCUAUUAUAAAAUUUUUUUCCAUGACCGCCUUAUAAAUUUCUUUCUAUCUUUAGGCUUGCUCUUCUUGUGUUUCCCUAAUAGCACUGACAGCCAUAUUAUAUACAGUAUAGUCGCUCGCUGCUCAGCUCUAACAUUCGUUCCCGUCUCCGUCUUUUACCAAUCCUUCAAACCCUCUUACGUGCUGUGGGUUCCUUCUGCAAAAGAUUCAUUAUUCUUUCUCUCUAGAUUCAAUCAAAUCUUGAAGGGUUUUGAUCGCUUUUCUCGGAGCUGCCAGCUUACCUAUCUAUAACCAACAGCAGCAAGAGAUUGGUGUGUUUCAUUUGUCAACGCUAGUAUAGAGAAAGUCAUGGUGAGUCCAUUUGGGCAAAUGGGCAAUCGGGAUUUAGGUCCGCCGUGGUUGAGACCAAUGCUCAGGGCAAGCUACUUCAUCCCUUGUGCAGUUCAUGGGGAUUCUAAUAAAAGUGAAUGUAAUAUGUUUUGUUUAGAUUGUAUGGGUAAUGCCUUAUGUUCUUAUUGUUUGAUCCAUCACAAAGAUCAUCGAGUUGUUCAGAUAAGGCGGUCUUCAUACCAUAACGUGGUGAGGGUGAAUGAAAUACAGAAGUAUAUUGAUAUAUCCUGUGUCCAGACUUACAUUAUCAAUAGCGCCAAAAUCGUGUUCCUAAACGAGCGGCCUCAGCCAAGGCCAGGAAAAGGCGUCACCAACACUUGCGAGAUUUGUUGCAGAAGCCUCCUCGAUUCCUUCAGAUUCUGCUCUCUUGGAUGCAAGCUGGGAGGCUUGAAGCGUGGUGACCCAGACCUCACAUUUACACUGAGGAUGAAGCACAAUAGGGAUCCAUUCCUUGGUGGGUCUGAAUCCGAUGAGUCUUCUACCCCAAAGAAGAUUAGAAAGACGCAUGCUUUCAACCGUUUGAUGGAUGGACUUUCAAUAUAUUCAUCAGACGGGCAUAGCAAUGAUUUUAGCUCAGGUGAUGAGGCGACUGCCAACCUUUCUCCAUCUACUCCUCCCAUUUAUAAUCACCGCAAUGCAAGGAGAAGAAAGGGUAUCCCUCAUCGUGCUCCAUUUUGAGUUUUCUCAAAAAAUUGAAAAAAAAAAUAAAAAUAUAUUGAAAAAAAUAUAUGGGAAGUUGGCAAUAAUGUCUAGUAUGUAGUAAAAGAUGACAUAUAAGAAAAAGGAAGAAAAAAAAGGAUUGCUAUAGUGUUGAGUUUCUUGUGUAAAUAGUAGAAAAGACAUCAAGGGAAAUAGUCCCUUCAUAUAAUAUAUUAAUUAGUGGUGGGGACUUAUUUUCUGGUUUAGAAAACUUAGGUUAUAUUGAAAAAAUGGGCAUGUAUUAUGAUGACAUAUGGGUAUUAGGUGGUCGGAAAGAUGGUAAUAAUGGAAUGGCAUUUUGAUGGGUUAUGUACAGAAGAGAAGAAUGUGUUUUGUCCAUAUGAUAUAGAUAAUGAUGUUUUCAAGUAAAA